Messenger RNA from Blepharisma stoltei, 516 nucleotides. NCBI's taxonomy places the organism in Eukaryota, Ciliophora, Heterotrichea, Heterotrichida, Blepharismidae. The record is from the annotation of a GenBank genome assembly.
AUGAAUAAAAUCCUUGUGGCGAUAUUUUUAACCUUAUCAGUCCAAGCAUACACCAUUCCACCCGCUAACAACCCGUCAGAAGAGCCAGUCUACGAUCGUCAAACAAAUGAGUUUCAAAAUAAUUGCAGCGUCGACCAGGACUGUCCAGUGAUAAACUGCAUCAGAGCUCCGUGCCCGACCUACGUAUGCCGAAACGAGCACUGCAUACUAAAUAUGCCAAAAGAAGAAUGCAUAAUAGACCAAGACUGUCCAGUGCUCAAUUGCAUUAGAGCUCCUUGUCCAUUUUACAUAUGUCGAAACAAUCACUGCGAAUUUCAGAUGCCUCAGCAAGAUUGCAUAGUUGCAGGCUGCUCUGGACAGCUCUGUGUCGGUUCUCACGAAGAUGGCACUUCUACAUGUGAAUGGAAAGACUCGUAUUCCUGCUACUCAGAAUUCGGAAAUUGUUCGUUUAUUAGAGGACAGUGCCAAUGGGAGCCUACUGAGAAACUUCUGAACUGCAUUCGGGACAGAAGCUAA